Messenger RNA from Miniopterus natalensis, 6996 nucleotides. The record is from RefSeq and is a predicted model, not a curated record. NCBI's taxonomy places the organism in Eukaryota, Metazoa, Chordata, Mammalia, Chiroptera, Miniopteridae.
GCAGAACACUUAUUUUGACUUACAGUUUCAUCUCAAGAGUAAUUACCUUCCUUCUUUUUGUCACCAGAAGCAAAAGACAUGUUUUGUAGACAUGAUGGGAUUCAAAAACACAAAACACAAUUUCCAAAAAAUGACACCCUCAGCACAGUGAACUGUAGAGUACCAGUUGUUUAUCCCAUUACAUGGCCAGCUGGGAGCUGUGGCUGGCUGCCGCUGCCCAGCCUCACUGGAGAGUAUUGAACUGCAUAUCUCUAGCCUGGGAAAAGAUCAAAAUUCAAAUUUUGAAGUAAUCCACUCUUAGUGGAGUCUCUGGACUUACUUCACUAAUGAGAAUUUAGUAGAUAUGUCAUUUCCUGGGACCUGUGGACUGUGUGUAGUCAGGAUGACGUAGCUUUGCCAAAGACUUAGAAGCUAAGCAGAAAAUGAGCUUAACAUCCUGGUUUUUGGUGAGCAGUGGAGGCACUCGCCACAGGCUGCCACGAGAAAUGAUUUUUGUUGGAAGAGAUGACUGUGAGCUCAUGUUGCAGUCUCGUAGUGUGGAUAAGCAACACGCUGUAAUCAAUUAUGAUGCCGCUGCAGAUGAGCAUUUGGUAAAAGACUUGGGCAGCCUAAAUGGGACUUUUGUGAAUGAUGUAAGGAUUCCAGAGCAGACUUACAUCACCUUGAAACUUGAAGACAAGCUGAGAUUUGGAUAUGAUACAAAUCUUUUCACUGUAGUACGAGGAGAAAUGAGGGUCCCUGAAGAAGCUCUAAAGCAUGAGAAGUUUACCAUUCAGCUUCAGUUGUCCCAGAAAUCUUCCGAACCAGAAUUAUCUAAACCUGCAUGUGCCAAAAGUGCAGAUUCAAAGGCGCCAGAGCCUGCUCCGGAGGUUCAGCACAAAGCUACAGAGGCGCUGAAGUCAGAGGAAAAAGCCCUGGAUACUUCUGCCAUGCCCCGCGGUACUCCAUUGUAUGGGCAGCCUUCGUGGUGGGGGGACGAUGAGGUUGACGAAAAAAGAGCUUUGAAGUCGAAUGGCAAACCAGAGGGGAAAAAUCACGAAACUGGAACAUCAGGGUGCAGCUUAGAUGCCAAGCAAGUUGAGGAACAAUCUGCAGCUGCAAACGAAGAAGUACUUUUUCCUUUCUGUAGGGAACCAAGUUAUUUUGAAAUCCCUACAAAAGAAUUUCAACAACCGUCACAAAUAACAGAGAGCACUAUUCAUGAAAUCCCAACAAAAGACACACCACCUACAACAGGUGCAGGGCAUGCUUCAUUUACCAUUGAAUUUGAUGACAGUACCCCAGGGAAGGUAACUAUUAGAGACCAUGUGACAAAAUUUACUUCUGAGCAGCGCCACAAGUCAAAGAAGUCUUCUCCUGGAACUCAAGACCUGCCAGGGAUUCAAACUGGAAUGAUGGCCCCAGAAAACAAAGUCGCCGACUGGCUAGCUCAGAACAACCCUCCUCAGAUGGUCUGGGAGAGAACAGAAGAGGACUCCAAAAGUAUUAAAAGUGAUGUUCCAGUUUACUUGAAAAGGUUGAAAGGAAACAAACAUGAUGAUGGUACACAGAGCGAUUCCGAAAAUGCUGGGGCUCACAGGCGCUGUAGCAAACGUGCGACUCUCGAGGAACACUUACGGCGCCACCAUUCAGAGCAGAAAAAGCUGCAGAAGGCCCAGGCCACUGACAAGCAUCCAGACCAGACUGUUACUAGCUCUGCGCAUCACAGAGGGGGGCAUGGUGUCCCACAUGGGAAAUUGUUAAAACAGAAAUCAGAGGAGCCUUCGGUGCCAAUCCCCUUCCUACAAACUGCCUUGUUAAGAAGUUCAGGGAGUCUUGGGCACAGACCAAGCCAGGACAUGGAUAAAAUGUUAAAAAAUCAAGCUCCUUCUGCUACUCCUGGAAAGGAUAAUGAUGAUGACCAAAGUGACAAGGGUACUUAUACCAUUGAGUUAGAGAACCCCAACAGUGAGGAAAUGGAAGCAAGACAGAUGAUUGACAAGGUGUUUGGAGUAGAUGACAAUCAGGAUUAUAAUAGGCCUAUUAUCAAUGAAAAGCAUAGAGAUCUGAUAAAAGACUGGGCUCUCAAUUCCGCUGCAGUAAUGAUGGAAGAAAGAAAACCACUGAGCACACCUGGGUUUCACAACUCCGAGGAAGGCACGUCUUCAUCUGGAAGCAAGCGUUGGGUUUCACAGUGGGCCAGUUUGGCUGCCAACCAUACGAGGCACGAUCAAGAAGAAAGGCUAAUGGAAUUGUCUGCAUCUGUUCCUUUAGAGAAUGAUGCAGACUUAAGUGAAUCUGGCAUUUCCGUGAGAGGCACUGGCUCCGUGACGUCCUUGACUAGUCAUGGGGAGAGGAGGAGACGGACCCUUCCCCAGCUUCCACACGAGGAAAAGCCCCUGGAGAGCUCCAGAGCAAAGGCUGUGACACCGAGGUCAGAGAUAGGGGAAAAGCAAGACACGGAGCUCCAGGAGAAAGAGACCCCUGCACAGGGCUACCAGAAGGAUAAGCAGGACACCGACAGAGCUCUGAAUAGAGGGAGCAGGGCGCUAAAUGGGGAGACCCCGAAAACUGGUGGAGAUGGUAAAGGCCCCCUGCACCUCGGCAGCUCUUCUCCUGGGAAGGAGAAAAGUGAACCCGACAAGGAAGCUUCUUUGGUUAAACAAGCAUUAGCCAAAAUCCAGCAACAAGAGCCAAAGGAGCAGGCACAGUGGACACCUACUAAAUUGUCUUCCAAAAAUGCGUCAGGGGCGGCAGAGAGGAGUAGGGAGGAAGCUUUGAGACAGGAGUCACAGCCUCAGGACAGAGUACCGGGACAUUCUGCAAGCAAAGGAGAAAGGGUGGCCCCGAGCGAGGGCAAGCGAAGGAAAGCCGAGGAAAUUCUGAAAAGCCACCCUUCAAAGGGCGGCGACAAGAAGGAGUCCUCCAAGCCACUGGUGCGACAAGGAAGCUUCACUAUAGAGAAGCCCAGCCCCAACAUCCCCAUAGAGCUCAUUCCCCAUAUAAACAAACAGACUUCAUCUACACCCCCUUCCUUGGCCUUGGCACCUGCCGGCAGACUGCGCGACAGAAGCGACUCCAUGGAUGCUGACUCCAGUAUGGACACAACCCUGAUCCUCAAAGACACAGAAGCAGUAAUGGCUUUUCUGGAAGCUAAGCUGCGCGAGGAUAAUAAAACCGACGAAGGCCCCGAUACUCCCAGUUACAACAGAGACAACUCGAUCUCCCCGGAGUCCGACGUGGACACGGCGAGCACCAUCAGCCUGGUCACGGGCGAAACGGAAAGGAAGUCCACCCAGAAGCGGAAGAGCUUCACCAGCCUCUACAAAGACAGGUGUUCCUCCGGCUCCCCUUCCAAAGAUGUUGCCAAGUCGGCCUCUGGUGCUCGGGAGAAAAUCGACAAGAAGACAAAAGGCCGAUCGGCAGAUGCAGCCUCGCGGGCGGACGGGCGCAAGUUUGCGCAGUCGGGCGGCAGGAUCCGGCAGCCCUCGGUGGACCUGACAGACGACGACCAGACCUCCAGCGUGCCCCACUCCGCCAUCUCCGACAUCCUCCUGCGCCGCGCGCGCCUCGGCGAGGCCUCGGACAGCGAGCUGGCCGACGCUGACCGCGCGUCCGUCGCCUCCGAGGUGUCCACGACCAGCUCGACAUCGAAACCCCCCACGGGGAGGCGCAGCAUCUCCAGGAUUGAUUUGUUGGCGCAGCCUCGGAGAGCGCGGCUGGGCUCGCUGUCCGCGCGCAGUGACUCCGAGGCUACCAUCUCUCGAAGUAGUGCCUCUUCUCGGACCGCAGAAGCCAUCAUCAGGAGUGGAGCCAGACUAGUACCUUCCGAUAAAUUUUCUCCCCGAAUUAGAGCCAACAGUAUCUCUCGACUCUCGGACUCCAAGGUCAAAAGUAUGACCUCAACGCAUGGCUCGCCUUCAGUAAAUUCAAGAUGGAGGCGCUUUCCUACUGAUUAUGCUUCCACCUCAGAAGAUGAAUUUGGAUCAAACCGUAAUUCCCCUAAACAUACUCGUCUACGUACUUCUCCAGCCCUGAAAACGACUCGAUUGCAGAGCUCUGGGUCAGCAAUGCCUACGAGUUCUUCAUUCAAGCACCGGAUAAAAGAACAGGAAGACUACAUUCGCGAUUGGACUGCUCAUCGAGAGGAGAUUGCCAGGAUCAGCCAAGAUCUUGCUCUCAUUGCUCGGGAAAUCAACGACGUAGCAGGAGAGAUAGAUUCGGUGACGUCCUCAGGCACUGCACCUAGUACCACAGUAAGCACUGCUGCUACCACCCCUGGCUCUGCCAUAGACACUAGAGAAGAGUUGGUUGAUCGUGUUUUUGAUGAAAGCCUCAACUUCCGAAAGAUCCCUCCGUUAAUUAAUUCCAAAACACCAGAAGGAAACAACUGCCGGCCUAGUGACUCGAGACCUCAACCACCCGAGCCUCCCGAUCACUUAACAAUCACGAGGCGGAGAACCUGGAGCAGAGAUGAGGUCAUGGGAGAUAACCUGCUGCUGUCGUCCGUCUUCCAGUUCUCUAGGAAGAUACGACAGUCCAUAGAUAAGACAGCUGGGAAGAUCAGAAUAUUGUUUAAAGAUAAAGAUCGGAAUUGGGAUGAAAUAGAAAACAAGUUGAGAGCUGAAAGUGAAGUUCCCAUUGUGAAAACCUCAAGCAUGGAGAUUUCGUCCAUCUUACAGGAGCUGAAGAGAGUUGAAAAACAGCUACAAGUGAUCAACUCUAUGAUUGACCCGGAUGGGACUUUGGAGGCUCUGAACAACAUGGGGUUCCCCAGCGCCCUGCUGCCCUCGCCGCCCAGACAGAAGCCCAGCCCGGUGAACAACCACGGGAGCCCGGGUCCGGCACCGUCCGUCUGUCCAGCAGACGCCAGGCCCCCGCACCCCACCUCGGCGCCGGGCCCGGGCGAACUGGAGAGCGCGGACUCAGAGGCCGACUUCAGCAUCCACUUCAACAGGUUCAACCCCGACGGCGAGGAGGAGCUGGCCCUGCCCCAGUGACCCGAGGCCUGCGAGCAGCGCCGUGUCCGCGCAAAACAAGACAGCUUGGUCAAGUACAAUCUGGUUCUCUCUGGCUUUUUCAUUUUACUUAUUUAUUUUCCCCUCUAAUGCGGUCUCGCAUCCGCCCACCCAAACCACCUAGGGGACCGCUCGGUGCACAUGUAGGAAAAAGCACUUCGUGGCGAUUUGCACCUUCCAUGGUUUGAGGAUCUUCAAACUGAAUUAUAUAAUUGCAUCUUCCCCCCAUAGAUCUUUGUCUUCGUUUUUGGUUUUGUUUUUAAGCUGUGCUGUGACCUACAAGCAAACUAAACUCAGCCUCUCUGACCCCCAUGUCUCCCGUGCCACGCUGCUCCCCAAAAUGGACUUUUUCUUCAUCUGUACAGAUUUGUUAAACACUCACCUUUGCUUCUUAACAAUAGGGUUUAUAUUAGUGCCCAUUGCCGUUGGAUACAGUGGCAUCUAACCCUCCACAGUCCAACUGGCCUUUCAAAACCCAUUGUCACGUUCUAAAAUUUUCCAACCUGUAUGUGAUUUCUAUAACUUUGUUGCUACGGAAAUUGUCUUGGGGUUUAUGGAGAUGAACUAUUAUGUUUGCACUAAGAUUUGCUGGGAGUGGUCGGUGGACAUACCUACAUGUCAGUACGGACUAACCACCUUUUUUGUACAUAGGAGACUGAUGAUACUGUAUUUGUUUUAACCCCACAGCAUUUUACUCCACUUUCAAAAAGAUGAAUUUGGCACUUUUUUCAAUUUUCUUUCUUUUUUCUUUUUUCCUUUUUUAUGGAAGUAAGAUUUUGUCUCUCAUUUUAGGGCAAACGAUAAUUAGAAAGUUUAAACUAGAUGGAUAGUUUAGGUGGAGUAUAGUUUUCAAACUACGAACAUGUAUAUUGGUCCUGUGUUACCAAGUUUAUAUGUGACAGUUGGAACAAAGAAUCCCCUGGAAAUGAUCAUGAAGUUAAAAUUUUCUUCAUUGGGAGACUUGGAGAACCAGUAGUCAUAAGAUUAGUUGAUAGUUUCACUCCCAAGCAGUGAAUUGCUUCUGUGUGUUUCCCUGUAGGACCCGAUAGUAAAUCCUGUCUCUGUCUGUCUUACUCACUUCUGAGGACCCUGCAAGGCGACAACGACAAAGGCUUUGGGCCUGUGCUAAACAGGAAGCCUGUGAAAAAUAUCUUCUAUACGCUUCUUUCUUUCCCUUUCCAGUAAGGUCACGUCUGGAUAAGUUUAAAAAGAAAGUUAAUCUUUGUGUUUCCGGAACACUAUAAUUUGGGUGACUCUAAUUCAGUUAAAGAUUAUUAGUAGACUUAGAGUUCCCCCUUGACCCCACCAGUCUAUAAAGGUUAAAACUGCAACCUUUGCAAAUUUAUGAAAUGGUCUUUAAUAUUUCAGCAGUAAUCCUGUGCUACAUUUGUUUUAAGAAACGAACUGUGUACAUUCAGAACUUCACAGGAUUGUGCAAAUCCUGGACCAGUUAAUAAAGAUGAAAAAAAAAAAAUACAUUUUUUUUGGUAGAGAUGUGACAAAAAGGUCUGCUGUGUAAUAGAUCUCAUAUUUUUCUUUAAAUUUUUUUUUUAAAAGGGUAAAUGAACUAUUCUAGUGAAGCUAAAUUCCCCGUUCUAAUAAAGGAAGACUGAAAAAACGGUUUUAAAGAACAUGAUUGGAAAGAUACAAAUGCUUUGAAGGAAUGAAUGGAACAUGAACACAGGGUCAGUCCAUUUAAAGAAAAGGUCAAGCAGCGUAAUCACCAAUGUUCCCUCUUUGAUGGACGUUUGGGUACCGAUUAUAUCCACGUGGAAGUAGAAGGCAAGGAGCCGUUUAGGAAAAGAUCGGCAUCUGUCUCCUUACAUUAUUCAGUGUUUACACAGUUUUGUUUAAAUAUCAACAUUUGGCCUUUUACUGUGUUGUUUUUAUUUUUUAUGAAUAAUCAUUCCCCUUAUUUAUUUUUGUUACAUUUAUUACUUAUGUUAUUUUGUUAUGCAUUUACAACUCCAUUUUUAAAUAAAGUGUUUCUGGAACUUUA